UUCAGAGCACUCCACUUGUGUUUCGUGGGUGGCAUCGAUCGAGAGAGAGAGAGAGACGCCAUGAGCUACCCGCCGCCGGGCACCGCGUACCCUCCGCCGGGCCAGCAGCAGCCGUACCCGCCGCCGGGCAACGGUUACGGCUACCCUCCUCCGGGCCAGGAGCAGCAGCAGCAGGCCUACCCUCCGCCGGCGUACGGCGCGCCGCCGCCUGUCGCCGCCGACUACUACCAGCCCAAGGACGGCGGCGCGUACCCGCAGCAGCAGCAGCAGGCGUACGGCGCGCCGCCGCCCGUCGCCGCCAACUACUACCCGCCGCCGCAGCAGCAGCAGGCCCCGCCGCCGCCGCCGGAGGCGCAGAGCCGCGGCAGUGACGGCUUCUGGAAAGGAUGCUGCGCCGCAAUCUGCUGCUGCUGCCUGCUCGACAUGUGCCUCUGAUCGAUCACACAUACAGCCGCUCGGCAUCAUCGUCGUUUCACAUCUUGGAUUUGGCUUAAUUCUGUAUCACCAUGUCGCUCAGUCACCAGUAGUCGAUUUGCUUUGUUGCUUCUUUAUAUUGGAUAUGUGCGAGUUAUUUUCAGCAUUCGGUAUAUUUUUCUGUUGAGUCUUUGCCAUUGCGAUCAGAGAGGAAACAAAAAAUUGCUGUUCCUCGGAUGUCACAAAGCAACCUACGGCAAUGCCAAGGGUGCCAAAUGUCAGACACCUCUCUUGUUUGUCCAUAGGUAGAAACGGCAAACAUAAUAAAGACGUGCUAUCUUGGAAAUAUUCGAUAUUUACAGCUUAAGCAAUGCCGUGAGCUGUACUAUAAAAGCACUACCUGACAUAAUAACUAAACUAAUACGGAAAAGCUAAUUAAAUCGGUAGCGACACAGGA
Triticum aestivum (bread wheat) is the source of this 871-nucleotide messenger RNA. RefSeq names its product cysteine-rich and transmembrane domain-containing protein WIH2-like. Bases 61 to 435 code for a protein of 124 amino acids. The transcript is spliced from 2 exons. NCBI's taxonomy places the organism in Eukaryota, Viridiplantae, Streptophyta, Magnoliopsida, Poales, Poaceae. The record is from RefSeq and is a predicted model, not a curated record.